Molecule: messenger RNA, 1719 nt
Organism: Prorocentrum cordatum
Lineage: Eukaryota; Dinophyceae; Prorocentrales; Prorocentraceae
Source: the annotation of a GenBank genome assembly
AUGUUCCACGUUGCAGGGCGCGUCGUCUGCGCCUGCGGCCUGGCUGCCCUCGCCGGGCUCGUCGGCCCCGCCGACGCGAGCGCCUUCCGCGGGCGCACGCCCGACCUGGCCGGCUCGCACGGCGUCGACGCAGAGCUCGAGAAGGCCCUGCUGGCGGAGAUCGAGGAGGUGCUGGGGAGCAGCCACCGGAAGGCGACAGAGGGCCGCCUCGGCCGCAUCGAGGCCGUCCUGCGCACGACCUACCGCUCGCUGCCCAAGAACGCACAGGGCCGCCUCGAGGACUCGGCCGUGCGCUACGCGAUGCACAGGCUCUUCGUCCAGCGCCACGCCUGGUUCGUGCAGGGCCUGGACCCGGCGGGGGAGUCGUGGAACACCUCGGCAUCCACGCUCGCGGUGAUGGGGGCCACGUUCGAGAACCUGGUGCACGCCGAGGCCCUCGGGCGGCUGGAGCACACCUACAGGGUCCAAGCGGAAAUCUCUGAGAGCCUGCUGGUCCUGAACCUCGACCCGAGGCACGAGCUGGUCGUCGGCAAAAACCGCGGUGAGAGGAUCAAGGAGACGUCGGGCGGCUUUGAGCGCGUUGGGGACCCGCUCAGCCGGGACGAGGCACUUGACGUGAUCCAGUCGUACAUGGCCAUGUACGUGUUGGGGAUGAACUUCAGCUCCGCGACCCCGGCGGAUUUGGUCUCGCAGCGGGACGCGAUCAAGGAGGUCUACCCCAGCUGGCCAGCCACGCAGCAGUUCCUGCUCGACGUGUACGAGGCGACCGCCCCGAAGCGGGAGGAGCUGGGCUUCGAGAGCAUCGCCACCGUCGUCGAGGAGAUCGGCGAGCGGUACGGCCGGUGGCAGGAUCACGAGUGCCAGUCGCUGAAGGCUCUGCUGCUGGAGAGGGAGGACCGCGGCAGCGGGCGCGUGCGGCUGGCGGACUUCUACGGCAGCGCCGUGCACGGGGGCAACUGGCAGUUCAGCGAGAGCGUCCAGUACUUGCGCCAGCUCGGCGCGCUCGACGAGAGCGACCCCGCCAAUCUGCGCGUGAUCAUCCCCAACUAUAUCCAGAGCCCCUCCAAUUGCGUGGCGUCCUCCAAGUACUACUCCGUGUGCUGCAUGGACGAGUGCGAGGAGAUCAUGCGCCACGUCGAGGACAGGGUCGGCGCGCCCGACGCGACCACCGCCGAGCUGGCGGCCGUCGUCGAGUCGCUCCCCUCCAACGCCUCCUCGGCCGAGCGCGGAGCCCUGUCGGCGACGCUGCGGCAGAAGCUCCAGGAGGUGGCGGAGCACCACGGCGGGCGCGUGCCUCUGCACGGCCGCCUGUUCGCCCAGUGGAUGCACUACGCCCGCCCGCGGGAGUGCCCGUACCCGCACGCCAGCGGCACGACGGCCCCGCUGAAGGCAGAGGAGUGGUAUGCCAAGACAGGCCUUGACCCGUCCAUGUCGGCGGACGAGAUGAGGGCGCACGUCAACGCCGCCGGCGAGCCGCCGAGUCGCCAGGAGGACUACGACGAGCGCACCGCGGUCAGCAUGUGGACGAUGGAGGAGGAGCUGAUCGUCUCCCGCCCGUCGCCGCAGUCGGCUCCCUCGCGCUCCUCGCCGCUUCGGGGCGUGAUCUUCCUGGCCGCCAUCGCGUCAGGGGUGGUUGCGCUGUUCCAGAUGACGAGCACGGCGGCGCAGAAGGCGCCCCAGCUUUUGCUGCCCAAGUACAACCAGAAGCUCAAGGUGUGA